AUGGUGCCCUUCAAAUAUCCUACCUGCAAGACAACACUUGGUAAUAAUGACUCUCGGUCUAUCAUCCAGUAUGACCACCAAUGCAAGAGCAAAAAGAAGUCCAACAGCAUAUUACUUCAAGGCAUCAAAGGGCUCUGCCAUAAACUAGAAGAGACUAGAAAGAAAAGAGAAAAGAGAACAGAGAGGCAGAAGGAAGUUCAAGAUGUGACACUGCACAUGCCAUGGCUUUACGAUUCCAAUAAGAAAACACUAAAAGAUCUUGAUCACCUGGUGUAUGAUGCAAUCCUUCAGCCAGAUUUCUCAGUCAGCCAUUGCAAGGGCUUCAGCACUGCAAAGGAGGCUCAUCAGCUCAACAAACCUGAUGUCUUUCAGUCUGAUGUAUGGAAGGAAGACAGCAUUGAAAUCUUGCUUCCACAGAAAGAUUAUGCUUGGAGUUCAGAAGCAGAGGCACACAUUGCAAAGAUUGAUGGUGUAUGGCACUGCUUACUUACUGAGAUCCUAAUGAGUGCUUUUCAAGACCCAUCAGCAUCCAACUUCUAUCUCAAAGGAUAUAAGGACUUCUAG
Desarmillaria tabescens is the source of this 564-nucleotide messenger RNA. RefSeq lists its product as uncharacterized. The transcript is spliced from 3 exons. The record is from RefSeq and is a predicted model, not a curated record. NCBI's taxonomy places the organism in Eukaryota, Fungi, Basidiomycota, Agaricomycetes, Agaricales, Physalacriaceae. Bases 1 to 564 code for a protein of 187 amino acids.